GGCAGUGCUUGCUUGGGAUGGUGGCUGAUUUGGGACUGUCAGUGGAGCCCUCGCUGCUGCUAGCUAAGGGGAAUGGGAGCUGGGUCGGGGGUAACCGGAACCUGUGACUGAAACCGUGAUUUGUGCCCCCCCUCCUUUUCCCUUACCUCAACCAGAGUCCCCUGGGGAUCCCGACAUCCAGAGGCUGCCCGUACGCCAGGAAUGAUGAACAGGUUCAGAAAGUGGCUGUACAAACCCAAGAGGUCCGACCCGCAGCUGCUUGCUCAGUUUUACUAUGCAGAUGAAGAGCUCAACCAGGUAGCAGCAGAGCUGGACAGCUUGGAUGGACGGAAGGACCCACAGAGGUGUACGCUGCUUGUCAACCAGUUUCGCUCGUGUCAGGAUAAUGUUUUGAACGUAAUAAACCAGAUAAUGGAGGAAUGUAUUCAGCAUGAGCGGGCAAACCGAGAUUUUUGUGUGAAGUUUCCAGAAGAAAUUCGCCACGAUAACCUGGCAGGACAGCUUUGGUUUGGAGCAGAGUGUCUGGCUGCUGGCUCGAUUAUAAUGAAUCGUGAAAUAGAAAGCAUGGCCAUGAGACCUCUGGCGAAAGACUUAACCAAAAGCCUUGAAGAAGUUCGAAAUAUCAUCCGUGACCAGGCCCUCAGGGAUCUCAACAUGUACACAGAGAAAAUGAAAGAAUCCCUCAGACAUUUCGAUGUUCUGUUUGCAGAGUUUGAAUUAAGCUAUGUUUCAGCCAUGGUACCAGUAAAAUCUCCGAAGGAGUACUAUGUACAGCAGGAGGUUAUUGUACUGUUCUGUGAAACUGUAGAAAGAGCCUUACAGCAAGGAUACCUCACGCAAGAUAUGAUAGACGAUUAUGAACCAGCAUUAAUGUUUACAAUCCCCAGGCUAGCCAUCGUGUGUGGACUUGUUGUUUACUCUGAAGGACCACUUAACCUCGAUCGCAAACCAGAAGACAUGUCUGAACUUUUUCGGCCUUUCCACACAUUGUUAAGAAAAAUCAGAGAUCUUCUUCAGACCUUAACAGAAGAAGAACUGCACACUCUAGAGCGAAACCUCUGCAUAUCACAAGAUAAAGAGUUCCCAACCAGCUCAGACCCUGAAGUGCCCUCUGCCAUCUCUCCCGUCUUAGCGACUGCCUUACCAACCGAAGAGCCACUGACGGCAAAGGCUGAAAGCACAGAGGUAGAACUUGCCUGCUCUAUGCAGUAUGAUGAACAAGAGCUAGAGCAAAUUAAUAUGAUGGUUCAUAGAGUAGGUGAUGAGAUGUCUUCUUUACUGUCUCCACCAAGUGUCUGCCAGUCUCCUGCUCACCGGGGCAAUUCUAGCACAGAGGCCUCCCCAUGCAAACGCCCCAUAAAUAACCUCAAUGACGAGGAGGAUAGAGUAUUUUUCAUGGAAGACCUUGAUGGAACAGGUGACCAUCUGGCCAGGCAGAGAUCCAACGAAAAUACACUUACGUGGGUCAACACCAAUUGUUAUAACCCUAAACGGUCACCUCCAUCCCAAGACCGUGUUGUAGCAAAUGAGGAGGCUGAAAGUAGUGAUUCCAUGAAAGACUUUGAAAGUGAUUUAAGCAAUAACAAUAUCAUUGAUGGAAGUAAAAUACAGAUGGCUAGCACUUCCUUCCAGAACUCUUGUAGCUGUUUGGAGGCUACAGAGUCACAGUUAUACGUCAAUGGCUGGGAUGUGAAUGGGGAAGAUGCGGAAGCUGCAGAACUUAUAGCCCAUAGGACUGGUGGAAUGAAGAUCUCUGCCACUGUAAUAUUUAACCCCAAAUCACUUGCAAAUUCACUGUCACCAGAGACCUCACCAAAUCUAUCCAGCACCCGCGUUCCUGUUGAAUCUGAUCCGUUGACAAGUGCGGCAGAGAAUGAGUCCCAGAAGAUCAGCAUGGCUGCCACAAAUUGUUUAAUUAAUUCAUGCGUGUGCUGUGGGAGCUGCGAAGAGUCCAGAGAGGACAGCUUAGAAGGCCGGAGAAAUAUGCAGUCUCCGGGUAAAGUUAUAAAUACUUCUUACAGCUUAAUUAAGUCCAAAGAAAUGGGACACUUAGAAAGGCCAGACUGUGCAAUGUCUGCCAAGGAGGCAUUAAAACUGGAAAGCUCUCCCGUUUUGUUGUUGGAGAAGGAUACAGUUGGACAGGAGCAAAGGCUUUCCAAAUCCAAGUGCCUGGCACACAACUCAGGUUCACAACUAGGAACAGACAGCGAGUCCGUAGAGCCUGUGGGUGUCUCAACCCCUCUGGUGAAGCAAGAACCCAAACAGCCUGCGAGCGAAUUCAAAGAGAGACAGUCCGAAAGAAGAGAGGAGCCGGCCUCAGAUGAAACCCCAAAGGAGAAUAUUAAAACUACUACUAGUUCUCAGGACGGCAUGCGCGAUUCUCCCCUCAACUCCAUCUCCAGCAGUGACUAUGAGAGUGUUUCUGUCACUACGUGUAGUAUCUCCAGCAUAUGUACACUGAGCGUGAGGACCAGUUCCUUCUCAUCAGAUGACAUUGAUCAGGAAGAGAUUCAGCUGGCUCUUCGGGCUGCAAAAAUUGCUUCCAGACAAAAGAUCAGAUCUCGUUUCCACAGCAGUAAUGACCUCAUUCACAGGCUCUUUGUCUGCAUCUCAGGUGUGGCUGAUCAGCUGCAGACAAACUAUGCAAGUGACUUACGAAGUAUCUUGAAGACUUUGUUUGAAGUCAUGGCCACCAAGCAAGAAACAGAUGACAAAGGGAAACAAAAUAAAGUCAGUCAGGGUUUGAGGAACGCCACGCUGGAGGAUUGCGUUCUCUGCCAGGAAACCAUCUCUUCUUCAGAACUGGCUGCGAAAGCUCGAGAUGGAGAAUUUGAAGAUCCCCCUGACUGGGUUCCAGACGAGGCCUGCAGUUUUUGCACCGCUUGCAAAGCUCCCUUUACGGUCAUACGCAGAAAACACCACUGUCGGAGCUGUGGCAAGAUCUUUUGUUCCCGUUGCUCUUCCCAUUCGGCUCCGUUGCCACGAUACGGACAGAUGAAACCUGUGCGAGUUUGUACACACUGUUACAUGUUCCACGUCACCCCUUUCUACAGUGACAGAGCUACCAUCUGACACCGAUUGCCGGACCUCCACCAGGUCAUGCAUUGCAUUCAAUCUAGGCCAAGUAUUACAAAUGAUGGAAAAAAAACUGAUUGGAUGAUGUGACACCGUGCAGGGAGCAUGUGGGCUUUAAUUUAAACAUUAAUGUUUGUACAGAGAGUUUUUUUGAUUGCGUUUUCCGAAGCUGCUAAAGGGAUAAGUUGUCUUCAGUCUCUGUGUCACUAAAGUCUUCCAGAAGACCUGGCUCCACUAAAACACAGAAGCAACCUACUUCAUGGAGAAAAUAGGGCUAUCAGAAUUUAUUUUCAGCGUAUCACUGCUUACCUUAAGCAUUAAAAACUGA
Molecule: messenger RNA, 3403 nt
Organism: Spea bombifrons (plains spadefoot toad)
Lineage: Eukaryota; Metazoa; Chordata; Amphibia; Anura; Pelobatidae
Gene: ZFYVE28
Product: zinc finger FYVE-type containing 28
Exons: 14
Coding region: 202-3072 (956 amino acids)
Biological process (GO): negative regulation of epidermal growth factor-activated receptor activity
Cellular component (GO): early endosome membrane
Molecular function (GO): metal ion binding
Source: RefSeq, a predicted model, not a curated record